Canis lupus familiaris (dog) is the source of this 2117-nucleotide messenger RNA. RefSeq names its product solute carrier family 37 member 4 (gene SLC37A4). Lineage: Eukaryota; Metazoa; Chordata; Mammalia; Carnivora; Canidae. Gene Ontology annotation, cellular component: endoplasmic reticulum membrane. Gene Ontology annotation, molecular function: glucose 6-phosphate:phosphate antiporter activity. Gene Ontology annotation, biological process: phosphate ion transmembrane transport; glucose-6-phosphate transport. The record is from RefSeq and is marked validated.
CCGCCCCGCGCGCACGCGCAUGCGCCCGCGGGUCCGGCCGCCCCGCUCGCUCCAAUUCGGCUCCCGCCUGCGCUCAGGACACUAGGUUCCCUACAAGCCGCCCCAGGCUUAAUGAUUGUCCAGAAGGUGGCUAUAAAGGGAGCCUGGGAGGCUGGGUGGAGGAGGGAGCAGCAAAAGCCUAACUCAGCAGAUCCGGGCACUGAGAGAGCCACCGGCAGGAGCUGUGGUCAGAGGCUCCGUGUCCUGGCCACUGGAGCCUGCUCCCGUCCACCAUGGCGGCCCAAGGCUACGGCUAUUACCGCACUGUGAUCUUCUCGGCCAUGUUUGGAGGCUACAGCCUGUACUACUUCAACCGCAAGACCUUCUCCUUUGUCAUGCCGUCGUUGGUGGAGGAGAUCCCUCUGGACAAGGAUGACUUGGGGCUCAUCACCAGCAGCCAGUCGGCAGCCUAUGCCAUCAGCAAGUUUGUGAGCGGGGUGCUAUCCGACCAGAUGAGCGCUCGCUGGCUCUUCUCUUCCGGGCUGCUCCUGGUUGGCUUGGUCAAUAUAGUCUUUUCCUGGAGCUCCUUGGUACCUGUCUUUGCUGCUCUGUGGUUCCUCAAUGGCCUGGCACAGGGGCUGGGCUGGCCUCCAUGCGGGAAGAUCCUGCGGAAGUGGUUUGAGCCAUCUCAGUUUGGCACCUGGUGGGCCAUUCUAUCAACCAGCAUGAACCUGGCUGGAGGGCUGGGCCCUAUCCUGGCAACCAUCCUGGCCCAGAGCUAUAGCUGGCGCAGCACGCUGGCCCUGUCUGGGGCCCUCUGUGUGGUUGUCUCCUUCCUCUGUCUCCUGCUCAUCCACAAUGAACCUGCUGAUGUCGGACUCCGAAACCUGGACCCCACCCCCUCCAAGGGCAAGAAAGGCUCCCUGAAGGACGAGAGUACAUUACAGGAGCUGCUGCUGUCGCCCUACCUGUGGGUGCUCUCCACUGGCUACCUUGUGGUAUUCGGUGUAAAGACAUGCUGCACUGACUGGGGCCAGUUCUUCCUUAUCCAGGAGAAAGGACAGUCCGUCCUCGUGGGUAGCUCCUACAUGAGUGCCCUGGAGGUUGGGGGCCUCGUAGGCAGCAUCGCAGCUGGCUACCUGUCAGACCGGGCCAUGGCAAAGGCAGGGCUGUCCGUGUAUGGGAACCCUCGCCAUGGCCUGUUGCUGCUCAUGAUGGCUGGCAUGACCGUGUCCAUGUACCUCUUCCGGGUCACUGUGACCAGUGACUCCCCCAAGCUCUGGAUCCUGGUGUUGGGAGCUGUGUUUGGUUUCUCCUCUUAUGGUCCCAUUGCCUUGUUCGGAGUCAUAGCCAACGAGAGUGCCCCUCCCAACUUGUGCGGCACCUCCCACGCCAUUGUAGGACUCAUGGCCAAUGUGGGCGGUUUUCUGGCUGGGCUGCCCUUCAGCACCAUUGCCAAGCACUACAGCUGGAGCACAGCCUUCUGGGUGGCUGAAGUGAUCUGUGCAGUCAGCACAGCUGCCUUCUUUCUCCUACGAAACAUCCGCACCAAGAUGGGCCGGGUGCCCAAGAAGGCCGAGUGAAGAGAGUACAGGCUCCAGUGCAUCCUCUCCUACCUGUGGCCUUCCCCUGCACAGGGUUGGGGGGAGUGGGAGGAGCAGAGAGAACGAAAGGGGGGCUGCUCCGGCUAGCACUGAACCUUUCAUUUCCUUUUGUGCUCCUUUUCACUCGCCCAGGUGGCACUGGAAGUUAUCAGUGCCUAAUGAGGUCCCAGCUCCCCAUCCUGUGCUUUAUUUAAAAGGCAAAAAUUUUUGGUUCUUGGACUCCAUUAGCUCCUAUUUUCCUGCCUUCAGACAGGAAACCCCUGCAGUCAGGGAGUCUCCUGCACCCGUCUUCCCUCCUGGGUCCUGCCCAGUGUCCCAGAGAGGUGCGGCCCCUCUGGCAGCUGCAGGGUACCAGUGGCUCAAGAUUUCUGCCCCAAGGCCUCUCAGUAGGGGGCAACAGCCAAUACCUCCAAUCCCAGGGGGUGAGGAGGCCAUCACUCUCACCGGUACCCUGGGAAAAAGGGGGGCGGGUGGAGCAUCGUAGGGAGGGAGGAAAGACUUGAUAUAGAUUAAAACUAGAUUUGAUACUAAACA